Aspergillus terreus NIH2624 is the source of this 690-nucleotide messenger RNA. RefSeq lists its product as uncharacterized. The record is from RefSeq and is a predicted model, not a curated record. The transcript has a single exon. Bases 1 to 690 code for a protein of 229 amino acids. Lineage: Eukaryota; Fungi; Ascomycota; Eurotiomycetes; Eurotiales; Aspergillaceae.
AUGUCGCACACUGGACGUCUGUCAAACGUGGCUACUCCGUCUCGGCCCAACACUCCAACCACUCCCCGGAGGGAGUCCGGGGCAGUCAGUCCUCAGACCGUGGAGGCCGAAUCCGACUACACACCUCCGAAGAACGAAUGCAACCGCGGACAAGACGGCCUCCCGGGAGACAGGUCGCUUCCUUCACUCGGCUUAUUCAAGAGGUUGGGAUUUGCGCCUCAUAACCCGUGGGCUCUCAACCGCAAGCAUCAAUCUCGCUGGUGUGAUUCUAUCGGUCCCCAAGUCCCUAAGGCAAUACUGCCAUCCCCGCCAUGCCAGCGAGACAGACGAGAGAGCUCGCCCUUGAAUGGCAUAUCCUUUUUCCGGGAACCUUCAUAUAGUCCAAUUGGAAGUGAAAUUACAUCUCGACGGAAUGCGAUGGCCCGUUUGUUGCCCAGCCCACUUCCUCAAGAUGAGAUCUAUGACAAGUCUGGUCUCCAUGCUGAAGUAGCCCAUUGGUACAGCCUGUACGUCUGUAUUCCCGACACUCCCUCGCCAACUGCUGCUAAUGCUGUCAGGUUCCGACUCCAAAUGUGGUCUCCCAUUGCAUCGAUGAUGGGAAUGAACUGGGAGGAAGUCGAAGAGCUUGCGUGGCAAGUCGGAAAAGAAGGAUUGCGUCAGCUUGCGUCCGGUUCCCCGCAAGCCUCCUAG